AGCUGCAGUGGUCAGUAGGACUUUAGCCCUCUGUGAGAAGGAGCAUCAAGAAUACCGUCUUAGGAAUUUUACAUGACCGAGAGAGCUCAGUGUGGGGUACCGGUGGGGCCACCUCGGGCCAUGCUGGGAUUUUUCGCGGGAUGAGAGCCACAAGGAGCCGGGCGCACUGGGAAUAUCCAGGGCGCCGGUAGUGUGCAUCGAGUGGGGUGGCAGCAGGAGGACAGGCUCACGGCGGGGUCGGUCCUUCCUGAUGAUAAAGCGGGUGUCUCGGCCGAUGAAUGUGGCCCGAGAGUCAAGAUGAUUGCGGCUUUUUUCCCUUUGAAGAAACUGCGUCGAAACGGCAGGUAUCUUCUGUUCGGGGCGAUUCUUCUGGUGGGGGUGUUUGCCGUCUACCAUGAGCUUGUCGCUGCGAAAGCAUGGAGCAGUGACACCGGCAUGAAUGUUGGCGCUGGCAGCUGCUGGAGGAGAGUCAUGUUUGACGACAGGACCGGGAAAGACCAGCAACCAAUCUCUGCAGACAAUUCUGCUGCCUGGAGAUCCAGCUUCAUUCCACAAACCUGGAAACCUGAGUAUAAGGGACAGGCCAAUCUGCAUGUCUUUGAGGACUGGUGUGGCAGUUCUAUGGAUGACCUCUUCAAGAACAUGCACUACCCGCUCUAUCCUCAUUCCAGGACUACAGUGAAGAAACUGGCUGUCACUCCUCAGUGGACCAACUAUGGGCUCAGGAUAUUUGGUUAUAUACAUCCGUACACUGAAGGAGAGUUUGUGUUUGCCUUGAGCUCCGAUGAUAACUCUGAGUUUUGGCUCAGCACAGAUGACUCCCCCUUGAACUUGCAGUUGCUGGCUUGGGUUGGAAAGAGUGGCAAAGAGUGGACGGCUCCUGGUGAAUUUGAGAAAUAUGCCAGUCAAACCUCCAGACCUGUUUGGCUGUCAGCCCAGAGGAGGUACUUUUUUGAAGUUAUACACAAGCAAAACGACAGAGGGACUGACCAUGUGGAGGUGGCAUGGCAGCUCUUGGACCACGAUGUUAGAUUCAUGGUUAUUGAAUCUCAUCACAUCUCCCUCUAUGUUGAUGAGUCAGCAUUGUUAAUGAGUGACAUCGCACACGUACCACAGACGGCUGCAAGCCACCAACGCACCCCCACAAAACAGCACAGUGUCGCAGCAGACAUGCUGAGGGAGGACCAGCGAGAUGCUCUCUACAAAGUGCCUCUGAUGAACAGCAAGUUUCUACAAGGUGUUCUGCCCGAUUGUUCGUAUAAACCCAGCUACACAAUCAAAGACUUUCCCCUGUCGCGCUACCAAGGACUACAGUUUGUCCACAUGUCCUAUAUCUACCCCAACGACUACACCCGCCUCUCACACAUGGAGACAGAGAACAGCUGCUUCUACCACGAGAGCCCCUACUACAUAAAGAUGUUUGGUUUUUCCAGGUACAUGAGACUAGACCGACCUGAAAAUGAAAACACUGGCAGAGAUUUUGGGUUCCAGGAAAGGAAAUCAGUGCAAGAUGAGGAGAACGAGCUUGACAUCGAAGCCUAUCGGAGAGAAAAGGAAGCCAGGCCGGACCAGAUAGAUAAUGCUCUUUUUCCAGACUACGGUGAUGAUUAUGAUGACUAUGUACAGAAACGCAGACGCAAACUCUUCUCAGUUGUCGUUGAAGAAACUAAUAAGAAACUCAGGAGUUCCUCUAAAACGAGACUGCAGGUGCCAAGGCAUCAGCAAGUGGCACAAAAACAAGCUGAACCUUCACAAAGAAUGCCUACACAGGCCUCGGAUGAUCACCUGCACCUGCAGCAGAACGGGACAGACUUAAGGCUGGAGGCAAAAGUAAGCAAUGUAAAACCCAAAAGGAAGACAAAACAAGUAAAGAAAAAAAAGGUCAAAUUAGUGAAAAAAUCUGUGAGGCAAAGACAGACAUAUGUGACCACAACAGUGGACAAAGAGCAGCUUAAAGCAAAGGAAAGACCUGUCCGAGUCCCAUCAGAUCAACUCCAUCCUAAAAAGCCUCAGAUCCAGAAGACCCGUAAAAUGAACAAUACCCACAUACAAAAAAUAAAAGAUGUUAAACUUCAGUCAGUAAAGAGAGAUGUUCCUUUGCUGGAGAUCCCUAAACUGAAUGAGCAAUGGAAAAAUGAAAUGAAAAAUGGAGCAGUAGAGCUCAGUCCAGCCCCCACCAAGCGCUCCACCACAUUUAAGAGAGACAACCCUUUAGUCAAACCCAAUCAAAGGGACACAGAUAGCAGAAAACACCUCAGGGAUAAGGAGAUAGAGAUGAAUAUGCCUCUACAACAGGAUUUUGAUAAUAACCCCCACAGACCAAAGAUGAUCAUGAGAGGGAAAAGUGACACAAGGCGUUCUGAUACACAAGGAAGAGAGGAUCAGGUGGGCGAGGAGGAUGAGGUUCAGAACAGGAAGGAAGCCAUGGACGGUGAGAGAGACUCCCUGUGGGGACUAGAAGAAGACUUUGAAGGUGCAGAUGAUGAGGACCUCACACCUGCGCCAGUGUUUGAUCCUGAGGUAAACUGGAACCAGACUUUCCAGGUGAGACACCUUGACCUUCAGGCACAGCGAUCGGAUUGGAUCGAUCUGAACUGCAACAUCUCAGGAAACCUGCUCCUCCCAGCCAGCGAAGCUCUAUCCAUGGUCGAGGCUUUCAUGGAGCAACUUAACAUAAAGCACCAUGGACAGUUUACCCUGGUCCGUGUGGUCAAUGUGGUGAAGCGUGUGGACGGGGUCCAGGGCAGCCGCUACCUUCUGGAGCUGGAGCUGAAAGAUGUGAAUGGUCACCUGCUGCGUCUGUCACACUACAUCUAUGCUCUGAUUCGCCGGAGCAGGGAGUACAGAGAUGACUUCAACUUCCAUCAGUCCAAACCUCAGGUGGUGCUGUGCAACCCGGUGGGCUUCCGCUGGAAUCCUACUGCAACCGUCCACUUCAUAGUACCAGUGAAGAAUCAGGCCCGAUGGGUGCAGCAGCUGAUAUAUGACAUGGAGCAGCUGUUCAGUGAAACUGGAGACAUCAACUUCAAUCUCAUCAUUGCUGACUACAACAGCACUGACAUGGAUGUGAGAAGCGCUCUUCAGAAAUCAAAACUCAUAAGGUACCAGUAUGUGAAGCUGAGUGGAAACUUUGAGCGCUCCGCUGGUCUGCAAGCAGGAAUUGACCUUAUAGAUGAUGACCACAGUAUUGUGUUUCUCUGUGACCUCCACAUCUACUUCCCUCCCUCCAUCAUUGAUACCAUCAGGAAGCACUGUAUAGAGGGAUACAUGGCCUUUGCUCCGAUCGUCAUGAGACUGGACUGUGGGUCUACGCCAUCUGAGGCCAGAGGUUACUGGGAGGUCAAUGGCUUUGGCUUGUUGGGAAUCUAUAAAUCAGAUUUGGAUGCAAUAGGAGGAAUGAACACCAAAGAAUUCACAAACCGCUGGGGGGGAGAAGACUGGGAGCUGCUUGACAGGAUUCUCCAGGGAGGGCUGGAGGUGGAGAGGAUCUACUUGAGGAACUUCUUUCACCACUUUCACUCCAAACGUGGCAUGUGGAACCGACAGAUGAUUCCCAGCCCCAGGUGACCAUUUGUCCUGUCACCUCACUAUGAUGAGGGUUGCUGUGGUUCCGACGACCAAGGCCACCAGAGCACUUUAACAGCUUAAACUGCAUUAAGUUGAAGCUAGUUGCUUAGGAGAUACCUCUGAUGUGCUCAGAUGUGCUCAGAGUUUAUUUCACUGGAUGUACUGUUGACUACUGAGAGGGUACUGCUGUGACUACCAUGAUCUUACACACUCAUGUUGCUGCUGUGCACCGUGAUGCCAACUGAAACCCUGAUGAUCUGCACUAUUGGCAGAAAAAAAAUCCUGUCCUGAUGCAAAGAAAGAACAUGAAUUAUAAUGACAGUGCACACUCCAAGGAAACACAUAAACACACAAGUGUCCUAUGGAUCACAAGUCUUGCACAAGAGUCUUAACUGGAGGAAAAAACUUUUUUUAAGGCAAAAGAAAACUCAUUUGUGUAUUUGGUAAAUAAGGCCUUACUUGUUGUGUUGUAAAUUAUAGAAAACUAUAUUUAUUAUAUCAAUGUCUGUAGGAUUUUUUUUUUUUUUUUACCUCUGUGUACGUGUCACAUGCCUUCUGCUGAGUGUUUGCAUUAAUAUGAACUCUGCCUUCUGUCAUGGCCAUUAUUCAGGUACUGGGGCCACAGAGGUCUAUGUCUUAUACUGGAGUCAGGAAAAAGCCAAGAACUGGAAAAAGAAAGAUAUGAUAUUUUUAUGAUUGUAGCAUAUAGUUACAUCAGAGGACAGCUAAUUUAAGAAAUGGUCUUGUUGUCGGUACACAUUGUACCUAAAAUUGAUAUCCACAAUUUUCCAAAUUCUCUAUUUUUUUUACAAGUUACCAAAGAUGCUACUAGUAAGUUAAUUAGAACAGUAUUUUUGCUUUUUCCUAUGAAAACAAGUCGAAAUCUUUUUUUUUUUUUUUUUUUUUGUCUUAUGUAGUAGUUUAUAAAAACCUGCUGAAUUUAGGUGGUAAUUCUCAGAACACGUUUUAAUGAUUAUUCUUUUUUGUCUCUUUAUGAGGCCUCCCAUUCUCACUUUGAGAGUUGUUUUUAUGUGUCAACACAAAUGCUUUUAGAGAAAAAUGUUCUUGUGUAUUAAUGAUUUUUUUUUUUGUUAUUUAAGAAAAGUCGAAUGGCAGCAUAUUCUCAAAGUUCACAUUCCGGUCACACAAGCCUUUCCACCUCUUCAAUACUUUUGUAACUCAAUACCUAUCAAACUGUUUUGUUAUUUAAGAAAAUAAAAUACAAUUCUGAUCUACAGCCAAAUAAUGCUGUUUUGGGGAAGUAAAACCAUCAAGAGUUGUAUGUUUUUCUCUGUUCCAUAUUUGCUUUACAGCAGAAUUUAAGCUAUUGAGAUGCAGUUACCAGUUUGGCAAGGAUGUUUAAUGUCUUUUUGUCCGUUCUAUUUCUGUUCUCUUACUUGUUGUUUUUAGAUAUACCUCAUCCCUCUUCAUGUGCUGGGAAUUAACCUUACUGUGCAAAUCUGGGGUCUCUACACUCAGGGACAUGUUUUCUUUUUCAUUUUACAUGGCUUCAACAAAAUUUGAGGAAUA
Cheilinus undulatus (humphead wrasse) is the source of this 5097-nucleotide messenger RNA. RefSeq names its product beta-1,4-N-acetyl-galactosaminyl transferase 3b (gene b4galnt3b). Gene Ontology annotation, molecular function: acetylgalactosaminyltransferase activity. The record is from RefSeq and is a predicted model, not a curated record. Gene Ontology annotation, cellular component: Golgi cisterna membrane. The transcript is spliced from 20 exons. Lineage: Eukaryota; Metazoa; Chordata; Actinopteri; Labriformes; Labridae. Bases 298 to 3567 code for a protein of 1089 amino acids.